AUGGGCCAGAGGCACAACAGACGCCGUACACGACCACGAUCUCGCAAUCGCAGCAUCAACAUCAUCCCCGUCGAUCCGGUUUCUACUUCCCGUCGAACCUCCGCUAUCGGUGACUCACUGGACGCCAUAUCGAUACACCCCGCCCCGACCUGGCACAAUGGGUAUAUAAUGUGGCAGAAACGUGAGCGCACCCCGCGGUUUGAGUCCACCAAGAUGGAAGUCGAGCAGUAUCGCCUCUGCGGGGGUGAACCGGGUGAUGAUGUCGGCCUGUGUUAUCGCAUGCUGGAAUACUUCGAUGGACUGGACUAUAUGAAUACAUCCCAAUUCAUAACUCCAUUGCCGGGAUGA
Molecule: messenger RNA, 348 nt
Organism: Aspergillus affinis
Lineage: Eukaryota; Fungi; Ascomycota; Eurotiomycetes; Eurotiales; Aspergillaceae
Exons: 2
Coding region: 1-348 (115 amino acids)
Source: RefSeq, a predicted model, not a curated record